CACGCUGUUUCGCCCCCGUUCGCCGUUUCGCCCACGGUACGACCCGCUGCCACGUCACCGGUGCCAUGACGAGCGGCGUUGGCGCCUGGUGUCACUGGCUUUGCAGCCCACGAGUCACGAAGCCUUCGGUGACUUUUAAGGAGGCGGGCGAGCGCCAUGAGCCCGAGGUGGAACCAGAGGAGCAGUCUGAGGAGGAACUCACGUUGAAGCAAAAGCUGCUCCAGCGGCUGAAGCGGAUGAACACCGGAGACUUGCUGCGCCAGAUCCGCCGCAACAUCAGCUCCUUUUCCGUGCUCCCAGACUCGGAGGGCGACCUCUCCUGGGAUGGCGACGACAUGGCCACCGAGCCCGAGAUCAGCUUUGCCGUCCAGGAGCUACAAGCGUACUUCUCUGACUGGCAAGACGCUCAGACAGACAACUUCUGGCAGCGAAAGUCUAGAAAGGUGGUCAUCUCUGUGGUGGUUUGCGCCCAGGAGGAUGGAACCCUUCACGCGCUGCGAGGGAUGAACACCGAGGUCAGCUUGCCGUCCGGUUCCCUGUGCGCGGAGCGUGCGGGCAUCGCUCGGGCCGCCAGCGAGUUCUUCCACGCGAAGAGCAUCAAGGCUAUCGCAGUCCUGGACCCUUCGGGGGAGAUUGCACCACUAUGGCCCUGCGAGGUUUGCCAAAGCUGGUUGGCCAAGAUUCGAGAACAAAACCCCAGGAUCAGUGUGGUCGCUUUUCCAUGCAAAGACCAUGAGUUUAAGACCAUCCUGGUCCAAAGGAAUGGCAAAGACGUCCGACCACCCACUUGUGUGAGUCAGAAGAGCAGCCAAUUCAGCAAGCAUGUCUUGGAGCACACAUGAGCCGCGAUUUUUCUUCGAUCCGAAGGAGAGGAGAGCUGAAUCGGAAGUGAGACACCCCAGACUGACCUCCGAAAAAGCUUUCGGAUGGGGUGAAGUUUACCAGGCUUCCAUGCGUAGAUACCCAUGACUUGCCCACAAAUAGGCUGGCUCAGUGGUGCGCAAGCACAGUAGCGAGCUGUAAAGAGGAGU
Durusdinium trenchii is the source of this 1031-nucleotide messenger RNA. Lineage: Eukaryota; Dinophyceae; Suessiales; Symbiodiniaceae. The record is from the annotation of a GenBank genome assembly.